Molecule: messenger RNA, 3656 nt
Organism: Octopus sinensis (East Asian common octopus)
Lineage: Eukaryota; Metazoa; Mollusca; Cephalopoda; Octopoda; Octopodidae
Product: nicotinamide/nicotinic acid mononucleotide adenylyltransferase 3-like
Exons: 10
Coding region: 44-955 (303 amino acids)
Biological process (GO): NAD+ biosynthetic process
Molecular function (GO): nicotinamide-nucleotide adenylyltransferase activity; nicotinate-nucleotide adenylyltransferase activity
Source: RefSeq, a predicted model, not a curated record
AGUACGAAUUAACAACUGUAUUAUUGUUCGUGACAGCUCUGCAAUGGCUAAAGUACCCCAGCUUGGAGCGAACAUGGCCACGGCAGUCCGGCACUUCUGUUCGACCACUGUCAAUGCGAAACGUCAUAUAAAAACUAUGUACAGAACGAAGAUGCCUCAAGUUGUUUUGCUAAGCUGUGGUUCCUACAAUCCGAUAACCAAUAUGCACUUACGAAUGUUUGAACUUGCUCGUGAUAAUUUGCAAAGGAAUGGUCGGUACGAUGUGAUUGGUGGAAUUGUCUCUCCAGUAAACGAUAAUUAUGGCAAAAAGGACUUGAUCAGCUCAUAUCAUCGAUGUAAAAUGGUGGAGAAAUCUUUAGAGAGUUCUGAUUGGAUCAUAUUAGAUCGGUGGGAGAGCGACCUGAACUGCUGGACCGAGACUCGUCAUGUGUUGGCCUACCACAGCAACAGAUUGAAUAGUUCAGAGACAACCAACCAUAUCGGUGAUGAAAACCAGAAUCCGAAUGCAAUAUUGGUGAAACUCUUGUGUGGUGCUGAUCUUUUAGAAUCCUUUGGAGUACCAAACUUAUGGAGAAAAGAACAUAUCGAAGAAAUUGUUGGUAAAUAUGGUUUAGUGUGCAUCAGCCGAGCAGGAAGUGAUCCUUACAAGUUUAUUUAUGAAUCUGAUGUAUUAACGAAGUACCAGGACAACAUAACAAUUGUGACGGAAUGGUUAAGUAACGAAAUAAGUUCUACCAAAAUCAGACGAGCAAUAAGGAGAGGUGAGAGUGUGAAAUAUCUUGUUCAAGAUGCUGUCAUUGAUUACAUCAUCAAAGAGAAGCUGUACACAUCAGAGGACAAUAAGUACCAUUCUCUGUUGUCACCUGGCACUACUCGAUCCCUUACCAGUACUUCUACGUAUCUCACAUCCUACAUAGACUUCCAAGAACACAUCCAUCUCACUCCCUUGACCUAAUCACACAACACACACACUUUCCACUUCUCACUUCACUAGAUAACUGGUCGGACUAUUUAAAUGGUAAUUUGACCUUCCGGAAGCACUAAAGUUCCCUUAACGUGCAUUGAUAUACUAGAUAAUGUACCCUUACAAAAAUAUGGGAUGGUUGGAACCCUUCUGAUCAGCACCUUCAUAAUAUUUGAAUUUACAAUUUAUGCAGACAUAAUUCAACUUUUCUAGUGAACAAACCCUUAGAGAAAACUCCCCACUUUUAUGAUUGUCUUCAUCCUUAAUGACCCCUGAUUCUGCUUGCAUUCAGAUCCUCCAACAAAGGAUCUGAAAUAAUGAGAAAGUAAAUUUCACUAAUUAUUACUGACAGAUCUUUCUUUAUCUUAUCUUCUUGUCCAUUCCUCAGACCAUGUCUGUGAGAAUCAGCAAGUUGACCUCUUUCCAUCUUGCAUUGCUCUCUCUCUCUCUCUCUCUCUCUCUCUCUCCAGGGCACAUUUUACCUGCUUCGCUAUUCACUGCUUAGCUUUAAUGAGAAGAGAAACACUUGUCAGCCACCUACCUGCACUGCUUGCGCUGUACCAUUUGGCAUAAAUUGAAGAAAAGACAAGAUGGUCAUGGGUGGCUGGGAUGGCUUUGAUCAAAGGUUUCUUGGAACAGGACUGACCUGUGGCUAAGCACUCCGAUAACUAACAGUUGUGAUAAAAUGGUGUUGAGAAAAUUAUGGACGUAUGUCUCACCUAUAUAUCUGUACUGACCUAUGGCCAUACUGGGCACCAUUUACAGUCUGCUGUACCUUAGUACUUAUUGUCUUCAGAAGGAUGAAAUGUGUCCAUAGCUCCUUUUUAGGGUCCCCAAAUCUGGAGGGUAUUUAGAGAUUGGGAACCUGGUUUAUAUAUCUGAAAGCACCCAAGGGUGUCCAGGUGUUGUUGAGUGAUAGAUUAAUUCUACCACCCCAAGAACAGGUACCAAUCCAGCAGCCCCAAAUUUCACAAAGUUCUAAUCAAUUCAAGCCUAUAGUUGAUGAUUCUUGCCCAAGGUGUUGUGCAGUGGGACUGAACUUGAAGCCUUCUAAUUGUAAACAAACUUGUUAGCAACUCGGCUGGGUUUAUCCUCCUCACCCACCAUCCAAUAUAUAAACCCUCUGCAUCAGAUGAGUUGCAGUUUGGGAUAAAAAAAAACCCAUUAAAUUAUGCUGUUGUUUAGUGCAAGCAUAGUAGCAGUUGUGCUGACCUCUGAUCAUGCAUUCCAGCCAUGACCAUCUAGACUUUUCUUCACACAAUAUACGUCCAAAACCACAACAUAUUAUUUGAAGAUGGCAUUGUGUGAUUUGAGUGCUAUUUCUAGCCAGUCAGGCACCUAUUCAGAAGCUCCAUUAUUGGCUCUAAGUAAAUCUACUAAAAUGAGAAGUGGAAUUUGUUUGUUUUUUACUUUUGAGGUGUUCCUUGCUUUUCUUGUAUGUUUUGGCAAUAUUUAGUGUGGGUGGGGGUGAUUUUGUCAAAGAGAAAUGUGUUCUGUGAAUUUUGUUAAUGUUUGGUAAGAAAAAAGUCAAAGUACAUAUUUAAAAAUAUAUCUUAAUAAUCCCUGAGUUUGCUGGUUGUACACACACACUCACUAAUGGCCUUUGCUGGGUGUUAUGGAUGGUCCGAGCAGCAACCUUUUAACUUGUAGCUCUGCUCAUGAUUGAUCACCCUGAUGUUGGUCCUUACAACUCUUCCACUGAAAACCAGAUAUAAGUGAGGUGCUGCCUGCUUGGAUUGGUUUUUUUUUUUUUUUGGUCCUCAUUUUGUCUUCUCACCUGGGGAAUUGCAGUUGUCUCAUGGCAUUGUUCCAGACUUUUGCUAUUAGCAACUCUUUCCCCAUUUUUGAGAUUAGACUCUUUGAAAUCAGUUUUACUCUUCAUACUGAAUAUACUCACCAAAGAGCAACUGUUUUGGACUCCUAUAGUCUUCCAUAUGUUAAAAAUGGUUUAGCUCUCAUAAUAUACAAGAUUACAAGUGUUUUCACUUCAUAUGAGAGAAUGACAAAAGUAAAAUGUAUUUAAUUCGUUUUUUUUUUUUUCCUGCAGCAAAAGCUCAAAGCAGGAUAUAUUAAAAUAUUUUACAGAAAAACUUCCCAAUUUUAGUUAUUUUCUCUCAAAAACUUCUUUUAAUGUGUAUGCCUUAAUAGGAGUUCUUUUUACACAGAUCUAACACUUGUGUUUUGGCUGGGUUCUCAAUGGCAGUAUUUCUGCAAUUGGCUCACUUUUGUAAGACAGAGAAGCAGGCAGGAAGUAUUAUUUUCCCUUAUAUUAAAUAAUCUCUCUGUUUCGACAUUUCAGUAGUUUUUGUUAUUUUAUAUGCCAUCUAAUUUUGUUAUAAAGAGCAUACUGGAUGUUUUGGGCUUUCAGUCCACAUAAACCCUUGGAAAAACUCCGAGGAUUGGAAUACUCCAAAACGAGUACACAACUCUGAUGAACAAUAUGUUCACUGGAGAUGGAACUUGUUUAAUGUAACCAGUUCUAAUGAUGCAACUGGCUGUCGACAGAAAAGCAAGUAUAUUGUUUUUCAUUAAUCACUUUCUUGUUCAUAAUAAUAUAAAGAAAAAAACCCUUGCUUCUCACCCUUGCAAUAAGUAAAUGGACAAACCAUGCAAGAACAUAAAAUUGUGAACCCAGCCAGAAACAGUGGUGUUUAUUGUUAGUUGUAACAUAUCCAUAUUAUGGACAUUGAAG